This is a messenger RNA of Nymphalis io (European peacock), 1980 nucleotides long. RefSeq names its product solute carrier family 2, facilitated glucose transporter member 8-like. Gene Ontology annotation, biological process: transmembrane transport. Bases 34 to 1815 code for a protein of 593 amino acids. Lineage: Eukaryota; Metazoa; Arthropoda; Insecta; Lepidoptera; Nymphalidae. The record is from RefSeq and is a predicted model, not a curated record. The transcript is spliced from 10 exons. Gene Ontology annotation, cellular component: membrane. Gene Ontology annotation, molecular function: transmembrane transporter activity.
UUCACAGUGCUCGGACGUGUACUUAUCACAGAGAUGCAUAGAAACCGCAUUGAAAGAACAGCCUCGAAGCGUUGGCGUGGUUCAGUCCGUCGAGUGGUAGCGGCUACAGUUUACAACCUAUCUUGCUUCACGCAUGGUUGCAGCACAGGCUGGGUUUCUGGUGUUCUUGGCAAUGAAGCACUAACUGGUGGCGCAUGGCUGGCAGCGCUACCAUGCCUGGUUGCGCUGCCAGCAGCACCCAUGUUCGCUGUGUUAGCCGACACGCGGGGAAGAAGAGCAGGAGCGCUUUGUAUAUGUCUUAGCUUUAUUAUUAGCUGGUCGUUAGCUGCCUGGUGUGGAGCUCGAGGCGUGUGGGCAGCGAGGGUUGCAGCAGGAGCAGGUGGUGCUGGUGCACUUGCGUUGGCUCCACUUUACUGUGCAGAAAUUGCGCCCAGAACUAGAGGUCUUGCUGCUAUGCCAGCAUUGGCAUGCAGUUGCGGUAUCCUCUUUGCCUAUUCAGCCGGUGGUAUAUUAUCUGCGCAUGCUUUAUCUCUAUCAAUGGCUAUACCACCAGCUAUUCUGCUGCUAUCUUUGAUUUGGUUGCCAGAAACACCUUCAUUUCUUAUCAGCGUUGGAAAAAUUCAGGAAGCAGCAAAAAUCAUGUGCUGGUUCGACGGAUCUGAUUUCCGAGAAGACUUGACUGAUGUAAUCGAGCAGCAAGAGGUCCGCAUACGCAUAUCAGAAGGAUAUGGAAGGAAAGAAGUUAUGAGAAGACAGGACUCUGAUACUUUCCAACCAAUGCUAAAACGGAGUAGUGGGCUUGAAUCUAACUCUGAUCGAGAUAGAGUUGAGAAAUCAGCAUGUAGAGAACUAUUCCGUCACGGCAGCAAUCGCCGCGCUCUGUUGUCAUGUUGUGUGGUACUGUGCGCGGCAGCAGGCAGUGGUGCGGGUGCCGUCAACAGUUUUGCAGCCGCCGUACUGCGCCAUUCCGCGCACAGCGUGCCCGUCUUAAACAUCACCGCUUAUAACUUUACCAUUUACAAUGGAACCCUACCUCGUGCGAUAUUCGAGUCAUCGGAAGCUGGUUCAAUGCUAUGCGGCACAGCACUGGUGCUAGGAGCGGCCGUCGCCACAGUCACCGUUGACAAAGUUGGAAGGAAGACACUUCUGCUUUGGUCGUGUACUGGAAUAGUCUUGGGGUUGACGGUAUUAGGAAUAUACUGUGAUCCCCACCUACGCAUGCACUCCUGGUACUUCCAUCGCUUGUGGCCGUUACGGAAAUUCAAUUAUAAGGAAAAGAACAUUCGAGAAAGAAUUGAAAUUCAAGGAAAUUAUACGAUUUACAAUAAUACCGUCGGUCAGUUUCUUAAUGAUAGUGGAAAAUCGUGGUAUAAAGUUACCGUUGAAGAACACAAUUACACAAUGGAUACUAAUUGGUCGGUUAAGUUUGAGCAACGAGACAAAGAAGACAUAGCAAUAUGGCUGCCAGUUAUUAUACUGUCCUUGGUAUUGUUCUUGUAUAAUAUUGGACUCGGUUCAGUGCCCUUCGUCUUGAUAUCGGAACUAUUUGCUGUCAAUGUGCGCAGUCUAGCAUCCAGCUUCCUCAUCGCUUGGAUGUGGUUCAGCAAUUUCCUCGUUCUCCGCUACUUCGGAACUAUCGCCGUCUCGCUCGGCCUCCACGCCGCGUACUACAUCUGCGCCUCAAUCACACUCAUAAGCGCCGGGUACAUUUACAUAGUGAUACCCGAAACUAAAGGUAAAAGUCAGAACCAAAUUAAUGAAGCCUUGGAGGGACCUUGGAUUCUUUUCAGGAGUAAGAGGAAAAAUGAACGAUGACAUUUAAGUACCGGUGUCUUCACACUGUCUGAAAGGAAUUUUAAUGAUAAUUGAAAAUUUAACAAAUGUAUAAACAUUUAGGAGCUAGGAACGAGUUGAAAUGAUUCGAUUUGUAAAGACGUGUUCACAUUGAAAAUGAUAAAGAAUAAUGAGAUGUUAAUCACU